This is a messenger RNA of Fibroporia radiculosa, 1269 nucleotides long. RefSeq lists its product as uncharacterized. The coding region runs from base 1 to 1269 and encodes 422 amino acids. Lineage: Eukaryota; Fungi; Basidiomycota; Agaricomycetes; Polyporales; Fibroporiaceae. The record is from RefSeq and is a predicted model, not a curated record. The transcript has 5 exons.
AUGACCCCUCACCCUCCAAAAUCUCCGCUUUCGUUGAUCUUGGGAUUGCUGCGCUUACUAGUAUCUGUUCCGGUCAAGUGGUCGCAACAGCACUUGCAGCUGGUCUGGCUCUUUCUCAAGCGUCGCUUCCAACGCCUGCGAUCAAAGGACCGCGAUGGACGAGGUGGCACGACACCUGGCGGCCUGGGAUCCCAAGGAAUGGUUGACGAGAAGGCGUGGAAGGAGGAGGGCGAGUGCGAUGUGAUCUACUCAAGCAGAGAGCCGGUGUCCCACCUAGGUAUCAGCGAGCAUGUCUCUCCCGAAAACUUGCUGAGGGUGAACAACACCCCGAGUCGUCCGGUUUCCGUCGCAUACUCACAGUCGUCCGAUAGUCCAUACUCGAUCGACGUCCAGACUGCCUCACAGUCAUCCAUUAAUCUCAGCGUUUCUGUUCCAGGCGGCCGUGUUUAUCGCAAUAGUGCUUAUGACGGUACUGGACAGGACCACCUUCGAGCGCCCUCUUCUCGACCAUCAUCUCGUUCAUCUGUUCGUACUGGCGACCGACGAUUUGCCCGGGAGGUCUACAAACCCACGUCUGGCCGGGCGAUAUCGCGUUCAAGAUCCCAAGGACGUUCUCCGGUGCCGACGCCUCACAUAUCUCCCCAGACGUCUGUCUUGUCGGUAUCGUUUCACGAGAAAUCGGCCUCAAAUAGUCGAAUCAAUCUGGCAGUGCCCUCCGGUCAUAUUCCCGAUCCUCUCCGAAUUCAGAGACAAAGAAGGACACAGACGCUGUAUCCAAUUUUGCAGACACGCCGAUAUGACAAGGUCUCAGUGUUGGAAGAUUUGGAAUCAGUUUUCAUUGUCAAGCCAUUGGAAACGACAUUCCCUCGCUCUAAUGUACCUCUUGGAUGGGAAGCACUCGUACACCCAGAAGGCGCCUUGUAUUUCUAUCAUCCCGAGAAGAAAAUAUUUACGGAGGCUUACCUCUGCGACCCUGAUAUCUUUCUCGAGAUCGAUGACUUUGCCGCUCAAGUGGAGGAAGUGAUACAGGCGCAACCCAAUCCACUCCCCGAACACGUUGAACUUGUUCUCGAACUCGAAGAAAACAAAAAAGAGAACAAGGAGACCAAACACCAUUGGUGCUAUUAUUUCGUAGACCACAAGUCUCGGACGCUUUUCUGGCUGCACGAGUAUGAUAUUGUGGGAGAGCUAGGCGGUAGUUUGAAAGGACUGAACUCUGCGCCGCAUGUCAUGGCUGAAGAGUUUGGUAUAGAAGAAAACUACUGGUAG